This is a messenger RNA of Blumeria graminis f. sp. triticale, 1224 nucleotides long. Lineage: Eukaryota; Fungi; Ascomycota; Leotiomycetes; Helotiales; Erysiphaceae. The record is from the annotation of a GenBank genome assembly.
AUGGCAACUCUGACGGCUCCUCUCUCGGGAAACUACUUAAUUUUUGGUGAUAUUAACCUACAUCACUCCAGGUGGCAGCCCUCAAUAGAACGUGGCCCCUCUUAUGGGGCCGUGCAGUUUGUGGAGUGGCCGAAUUCCGUUUCCCUCAUCUUCCUAUCCCCACCUGACAAACCUACCCAUAACCGAGGCAACGUUCUAGACUUGGCAUUUGGUACGAGUCUUACUGUAAAUAACGUUUCCUAUGGCAAUGCUAGACAUCUCGCAGCCACGUCUGAACAUCUGCCACUAAUAGCAACUUUAGGCUGGGCCAACCCUCCAGUCCCUCAAGAGCGGCUCCGACCCGACACAUUGGACCCAACCCUAUUCAGGCAACUCUUGGAACUGGGCUGUAGAGGCCUAGCCCCUCUUCCAGUAUCCCCUUCAAGUGAAGAUCUAGACAAUCAAGCGGAGGUUCUCGUGAAAAUUAUAUACGACACAUGUUGCGGUGCUGCAAAGCGCACUCUAGGUGCCGGACAUGGCAAUCCUUGGUGGAACGAUUCGUGCAAAGAGGCUAGGAAGGGCUACAAGUUAGCUCUGUGGUCUCCGUCCAAUGAAAGUGGUGUUUGUGAUGCCCAAAAGGCCUACAGGAAAACAGUACAAAUAGCAAAAAACAAUUUUUUCAAGACCAAGUUUGAGAGGGCCCACACGGCUAAGGAGAUAUUUGGAGUUACCAAGUGGCAUAAAUCUGCGGGAACUUAUCGUCCACGCUCGCUUAGAGACUCUCGCUUCCCAGAACAACCUCCAGUCCAGAGUCUUGCCGGAAAAAUGGAGGUUCUCAUGCAAGAUCUACUCGCAAACCCCUCAGUAGUUGGUGACAUCCCUAUGGAUUCUCCAACAGUCUCUUCAACCUCACUACCCUUCCCAUCCUCUACCAUCGAGAAAAUCCGAGACUCAAUCCUACGUGCUGGCAACACUUCUCCUGAUGCAGACGGGAUACUGACGGCCAUUAUCCGACGCGCGUGGCCUUUGAUUGAACAACAAGUACUCUCUCUGUUUAACGCGUGCCUUUCGAUUGAGCAACAUCCUGAGUGCUUCCGGAAGGCCAUUCAGGUCAUGAUACAAAAGCCGGACAAGACAGACUAUUCUUCGCCCCGAUCAUACCGCCCAAUCGCACUACUUUCUGUACUUGGCAAAGGAUUAGAGAGAUUUAUUACAAAAAAUGGCUUGGACUGCUGUCCGGCAUAA